Lytechinus pictus (painted urchin) is the source of this 4594-nucleotide messenger RNA. Its product is annotated as tRNA-splicing endonuclease subunit Sen15-like. Bases 1211 to 1816 code for a protein of 201 amino acids. Gene Ontology annotation, biological process: tRNA splicing, via endonucleolytic cleavage and ligation. Gene Ontology annotation, molecular function: nucleic acid binding. The record is from RefSeq and is a predicted model, not a curated record. Lineage: Eukaryota; Metazoa; Echinodermata; Echinoidea; Temnopleuroida; Toxopneustidae. The transcript is spliced from 4 exons.
ACGAGCUCGAACUCGUGUGGGAUGUAAACUCGCUGCUCCUUCUGCUCUGGGGUCCAGCGAGGUUUCCGAAAGGCAACUUGAAUUCCCCUUCGUGGCCUUUUUGCGCGGGUGUAAUUUGGCUUCGUUUUUGCCGUCGAUGCAUUUUCAGCCGUCUGUGACUCCUUUGGCACCCAUUCACUGUAUCUUGGUAUACCAAGGCGAUCGAGCUUCCGAGAAGUCCUGUCAUUUCGUCGUUCUUUGAUUAUUGUGAUCUCCUCAUCCUGUGCACUAAGUCGAGACAUCACACCAUUAUUAAUCACAACCUUCUUCCCUUGCACAAUUACCUUGUCUUGUAAUUUGCAUUUUGUAGCAUAAUUCUUAAUCUUGGGAUUAGUCUUCACUCGGUGCAUUAAACAUGUUUUCCUUUUUAAUCUCACUGGAUGGAACAUGACACGUUCAUACUCGUCAAAGUUAAAUCCUGAUUCAUCAUACCUGUUGUAACAGCCCUCACUUGGCUGCUCUUUCCCUUCCAUAAAGGCAAUUGCGUCAUCCAAAAAGGAACGAAUUGGGGCUGCCGAUUGAACGCCCAUGUUUUCACACAACCAUGGAGCUGGUUGAAAUUUCUUCCUUUUUUUCUCCUUCUUGUCACUGUCGAUGUCAGUAUCAUUGUCUGAAUUCGUUAGAUUUGGUUUAGUCUGAGAUUUAUUUCUCCUACUGGAUUUGCGAGCCAACACCACCGCUUUUUUGGCAGUAAGUUUUUCAGCACAUUUCGAAGGUGGUUUCCCAGUGAUGGCUUUGGGGAAACUUUCCACCUGUAUUUCUCCUGCUUCAGCAACCAUUCUCAAUAUUUUUUUCUCACUAGUAGAAGAAAAAUCCUUUUCGAGAAGGCUUUAUGCCUGUUUGGCUUGCAGCCGGUUGGAAUACUGAAUGCUGCUGUGAAUAUUGGUUUAACUUUAUAUAUUCAGGAAUUUGUCUUCCUUGUAUUGCGACAUCGGAGAGCAAGUGCAACUCUCCAUGCAUUUCUAAAUUUAGAAUGACACAUGUCUGUGUUUACAUCAACAUGUGCAUAUUAUUAUAUGACAUCAUCAAUUCAGGCUCUGAUUGGUCAAAGAGUUUGGCUAAUUAACAUAACAAGUGAAAUCUCGCGGGAAUCGAGAGCUAUUGAUAUUGUGUGCGAGAUAUUUCGAGACCUACCACGGUCACUCCGAAAACCAAGAGGCAAGAACGAAUAAUGGAUUCUGGUCAAAAUUCCGGAACUACAGCUGUGACAGUUGACCGCUUUUCUUGGUUUUCAGAUCAUCCUAAGUACCAUGAGAUGCUGUCUUGGGGCUUUGAUGAUUCCUCACAAAUAAUUUCAGCACUUUUGGUCUAUCUGGAUCUUUGUGAAGGAAAGAACUGGUGGCACAUGGAGAUCCACCCAUGCUGGUCUUUGCGUAUGGCGUACAUCACUGGUAAAGCCAAUAAGAAAGAUGACUUCACGACAGUCUUGCCUCUUCAAGCCAAGUCUUCACUCUCUCCAGCAAGUUUGAGAAAUUUUCUUGCUGCCAUAGACACCGAGCAUUGCAACCUUCAAAGUUCCCUGAAGACCCCAUCAAAGGCAGUCAUUCCCGAAGAACAUCAGGCAAAGAGGGCACUAACUCUGGCAAUUACCGAUUCCGAUUCUACCAUAGUCUACUAUAAGAUCAGCGAUGGCCUCGUUUCCCCGGACAGCGGUCCUAAGAUUCCUAACGAGGCGGGGAGUGACGAUGGAGGCAAGGAGGAUGGUAGGGGUAAAGGAAGGGGGAAGGGGAGGGGGAAGGGUGCGAAGAGGAAGGCCAGUCAUAACGCAGUAAGCUGAAGCUGUCCUUGUUUCCCCGGACAGUGGUCCUAAGAUUCCUGAUGAGGUGGGGGAGUGACGAUGGAGGCAAGGAGGAUGGGAGGGGUAAAGGAAGGGGAGGGGGAAGGGUACGAAGAGGAAGGCUGGUCAUAGCGCAGUAAGCUGAAGAUGCCCGCAUCUCAUUGUUGUGCUGCAGAUUAUCCAUGCUUUCUGUGGCCUCUGUGAAAUGUUAGUCUCUGAUGCUUUGAUAAAGCUUGCCUUAUGCUGGAUCAUGUGUUGCACUCAUAUCCGCAGAUGUCAGUAUUGUGGUCUUCAAGGUCAGCCUUGAGGUCAAAUAUGUGGCCUUGUCCGUGACGUCGGAAUGUCAGGCCGUGGCUUUCCAGCUUUGCACGCAACACUGGCAGUUAGGAUAAAGCAAGUAUCCAGUACUGUUACAUACCAUGCCCAGAAAAAUGUAUAUAUCUGUUGAUAUGCAGAAAUAAUAGUGUGUGAUCAGCUUCCUCAUUUCUCUCCUGCCCAUAUUGUGCUUUAUAUGAAACAAAACAAAACUUACAGAUGCCACAACUGUCUUGCUGUAUGUCAGGGACUCAGUUUUAUGAUUAUGGGGGGGGGAGCAAUAAAUAGCUCUCCUAAAAGUUUUAAGGGGAGUGGUAGGGGGGCACCGCAAAAAGCUCUUCUUUGAAGAGAGCCUUUUUUUGUCCGAUUACAAAAUUGAUGGAGGAAUGUACACUGAGUUACAACCCACAAAGGAGACCGAAAAAAUCAGAUGCCCUGAAUAUAAGUGUUAUUCAUCUCAUUUUAAUUGUGUGUUAUUGCUUAAAUGUAAUUGUGUGUGUUAUUUAUAAAACCUUGACUGAGAAUGAGGUUUUCAAGGUUGAUUCUAACAGUACGAUCAUUGACUGACACUCGUUCUACAUGCAGGUUAAGUAAUGCCAGAAUAUAGAUUAUACAUGGAGGUAAAAUGUUGAACAAACAAUACAAAAGUAUAUAUGAUGUUUGAUUUCUAGUUUUUAUGCAUUUCUGCAUAAUUUAUCAUUUUAUGUCACAAAAAAAAAAUCAAAUUCGCUUCCUGAAAUGGAUUAAGGUGAGCGGUAGCAAGUGAUCGCUCUCACUCCGCUUAAAACUGAGUCCCUGGUAUGUCUGAUUAUGUUCAAUAUUCUUUCAGUGUUUGGUGUGUUUAAAUAAUCUCGUAUUCCAAUCCAGCUGUUUUUACGUUGGACACAUGCACAAUUGGAAUAUUAAUGCACAGAUGCUGUAUAUCCCUGUUUUAUGAUCAUUAUUAAUACUGAGUACUGGAAGGAGAGAUGAACUAAAGGAACAAAAAAAAUUAAAUGCCGUUUUCUUUAGUAAAAUGUUAAUCACUUUUAAGUCACCAGUACUUUGUAUGCCUUGACUUUGUCAACCUCAGAAUUAUUUAAUUAUUUUUACCGUUUAUUAUUGUUAUUCUAUACAUGUUGAGGACCCCACAGGAAAUCGACUUUCAAGCUUUUGUCGGUUAUCUUCUACAAGCCUGUUGUUUUUACUGCUACUGUAUAUAUGUUAUGGUGAUUUGCCAAAUCAAAUCAAUCAAUUUUAUAUAUGGAUGAUAUGAAUAUUAUAAAUUCUUGAAAGUUUAUACACAUUCUCAUAAUUCCUCCUCUUGAUCUGUUUUGCAAAGAACCAAGACAAAAGUUUUGCCUUUUUGUGUCAGGAGUGUUAACCCUAAAUAGACUGGGCUAUUUUGACGCCUAAGAAGGAGGGGGGCUGAUUCAGCCCCCCUUAUGAUCUCGGCCGUUGAUCGCACGGUCGCUACGAAAAUUGGCACGCGCGUUACCCAUGGCAUAAUCUACAAACUAUAAGAUCAAAUUCUGCGAAAAAUCUCAUAGAUAAUAGAUUAGGCUAAUUUAUGCGUACAAUCAAAACUUUGCUUUAAUUAAUGAAAUAAUACCCCUAAAAUAUUAAUUUUUGGUUCACAGACUCUUUAUAGAAAUCUGAUCAAAUAUACUUUUUAGAAAUGUCAAAAUCGCAUUUAUUUUCUUAUGUAUUUUAUUGUUUUCUAAAUUUCUUAUGUAUUUCUUUGUAUUUUACUUUUGUUUUUUAUUGUUUUUUCAAUGGAUUUGAAAAAAUUGUUUUUUCAGUAAGAGGAAAAUAAUGAUAAAUUUAUGAAUUUUGGUUAAAAACACUAUUUGCAUUGGAUUCACACAUAUUCACGUUUUAAGCAAUUUUUGGUCUGCAUGCACUUACGAAAUGUUGUGUAAGUUUGGAAACGCAUACCCGGGGGUCGCAAUUUUGGUCUCAGAAGUUGUGUGAGACUUGACAGUAAAAAGUCAGCGAGCGACGCGGUAAAAAAAAAUUGCGCGGCGGAUUUAUCGUGAAAAAUGUUGAGGGGGAGCUGAAUCAGCCCCCCCCCCCAUCUUAGGGUUAAGUGGUGUUGGUGGUGAGGGGGGGGGGGUGGUGUUUCUUAACCCUGUUUGUAUUACAAGGACAACCGGAAUAAGUGCCUGAUGUGGGCAGUGUUUCCCUUUCCAAAUAAGUAUGAUUGCCUUUGAAAAUAAUUAUUAAAAAUUAUAGGCAUUUGUAAUUUUACAAUGUUGUCUCCAGAAAAAAUUACUCCGAGAUGCAUUAUUACCAUAACCAGUUUUAGUUCAAUUUAGAUAUAAGGAAGCAACAAAAAGAAGAAAGAUAUUUAUAUAAGAGCUGAAUGAAACACCACCCUCAUCCCUUGUUUGCCUAAAGUUCACACUUUUAAUCUCCUCAGAUUCUUAGACAACUAUGUGACAACUUAUUUUAUGUUUUUCUUAAUAAAUCUCUUACAUGGUA